Molecule: messenger RNA, 860 nt
Organism: Acaromyces ingoldii
Lineage: Eukaryota; Fungi; Basidiomycota; Exobasidiomycetes; Exobasidiales; Cryptobasidiaceae
Exons: 2
Coding region: 228-746 (172 amino acids)
Cellular component (GO): cytoplasm; nucleus
Molecular function (GO): ATP hydrolysis activity; AMP kinase activity; ATP binding
Source: RefSeq, a predicted model, not a curated record
ACUUCUGAAGCUGCAUUCACUGCCGUCAAAAAGGAGAAGGCAGAGACAGAACAAUGGUGCGGAGCUGGCCAAAUAUUGCGCUAACGGGCACGCCGGGGACGGGCAAGUCGACGCACGCUGCGCAGAUCCUUUCGCGCUUUGCGUCUGCAGAUGCGUCUGCUUCUUCAUCAUCGACGUCGUCGACGUCGUGGGGGCCAGCUGGCGAAGGCCCGCUUCGGCACAUGGACAUGGGCCAGAUCGUCAAGGCCAACGGCUUCCACACGGGCUACGACGCCGAGUGGAAGACGUACGACGUCGACGAGGAGCCGCUGCUGGACUACCUCGAGCCCUUCACGGGAGGCCACGCGCCCGAGCCGCUGGACGACGAGGCGGGCCAGGAGGGCGAGGGCGAGGGCGAGGGCGAGGAAGAGGGGGGAGAGGCUCGGGGCGGCUUGAUCCUCGACUGGCACUCCGUCGAGGCCUACCCAGAGCGGUGGAUCGACCUCGUCGUCGUGCUGCGGUGCAACCAUGAGCUCCUCUGGAAGCGCCUCGAGAAGCGAGACUACCCGCUGAAGAAGAUUCAGGAAAACAACGAGGCGGAAAUCAUGGAGGUGGUGCUGGCCGAGGCGCGGGACUCGUACCCGCUCGAGGCCAUCGUCGAGCUGCGCAGCGAGACGGCCCAGGACGUCGAGGACAAUGUCGAGCGCAUCGUCCAGUGGAUCCACGCCUGGCGAAAGCAGCGGGGCUUCUCUUCUUCGGCCCAAUGAUCUGGCAUCUGCAUCUGCAAACAAAGCCUCAUGUUCCUUUAUAACGUGUGUAUUAUAGCCCAAGGAUGCCUCCGGCCAAACCAAAAAGAGAAGAAUGCGAGAAGCAAUUGUACA